This is a messenger RNA of Vicia faba (fava bean), 861 nucleotides long. The record is from the annotation of a GenBank genome assembly. Lineage: Eukaryota; Viridiplantae; Streptophyta; Magnoliopsida; Fabales; Fabaceae.
AUGGAAGGACAUCAAUUCCAUCACAAAAACCAAAGACAACAACAACAACAUCAACAAAAUCUUCAUCUUCUUCAUCAGAAUAUCAAUAACACUGUUAACGUUUUUGAUGUUUCUGAUAGAUUUCCUCAAUGGAGCAUCCAAGAAACCAAAGAGUUUCUUAUCAUAAGAGCGGAGCUAGAUCAAACUUUCAUGGAGACUAAAAGGAACAAACAGUUGUGGGAAGUUAUUUCUAACCAUAUGAAGGAAAAAGGUUACCAUAGAAGUGCAGAACAGUGCAAGUGCAAGUGGAAAAACCUAGUUACUCGCUACAAGGGAUGCGAGACAAUGGAGACAGAAAUGCUGAAACAUCAAUUUCCAUUUUACAAUGAACUUCAAGCAAUUUUCACAGCAAGAAUGCAGAGAAUGCUAUGGGCUGAAGCCGAAGACGGAUCAAAGAAAAACAAGGCAACGAAUCUUUCAACCGACGACGAGGAAGACGAUGGUAAAGAAGAAAGUGAAGAAAUAUCUCAAAAGGGUAGAACUAGAAGCAAAAAGAAGAAAAAAGCUAAGAUAGUUAGCGAAAGCGGUAACGGCAGCAACAGCGGUUUCCACCAGAAUUUGAAGGAGAUUUUGGAUGAGUUCAUGAGGCAACAACUUCAAGUUGAAGCACAAUGGAUGGAAGCAUUUGAAGCAAGAGAGAAUGAAAGGAGGUUGAGGGAGAUGGAAUGGAGACAACAAAUGGAAAUGUUGGAGAAUGAGAGAUUGUUGAUGGAACAAAGAUGGAGAGAAAGGGAUGAACAAAGGAGGAUUAGAGAAGAAGCUAGGGCUGAGAAGAGGGAUGCAUUAAUCAUAGCUUUGUUAAAUAAGUUAGAAAGAGAAUAG